Messenger RNA from Cynoglossus semilaevis (tongue sole), 5636 nucleotides. It is a transcript of the gene ankrd27, whose product is annotated as ankyrin repeat domain 27 (VPS9 domain). Gene Ontology annotation, molecular function: guanyl-nucleotide exchange factor activity; SNARE binding. Gene Ontology annotation, biological process: early endosome to late endosome transport; neuron projection morphogenesis. NCBI's taxonomy places the organism in Eukaryota, Metazoa, Chordata, Actinopteri, Pleuronectiformes, Cynoglossidae. Gene Ontology annotation, cellular component: tubular endosome; neuron projection; plasma membrane. The transcript has 28 exons. The record is from RefSeq and is a predicted model, not a curated record. The coding region runs from base 1519 to 5058 and encodes 1179 amino acids.
CAUUUUCCUUGUUUAUAGUUUAACAUGCUAAUACGUAAACGUUAUAUGAUAUAUAAUUUACGAGAUUUGGUUGCCAUUUAUGCUAAAGCUAGCUGCUACAUAUGUUUGUGGGGGUGGUAUGAUGCUGCUGUUUGUGGCUAGCAGGCGAUUUUUAUUACAAAAUGUUCGGGAGUCAUUAAGUCUGAUAUUGAGUCUCAUAUCAGAAUUCUGACCGGUCUCUCAGUGGCUAACGUAAGUUAGCAUUCAAUUUAGCCUUAAGUACACAGUUGUCACCUGUGAUGCAAAGCACGAAAUUGCCUUUUACCUGAAAUCUCUUGUUCAAACGUUUCUAAAACAUGUCAUCAUUAACAAAGAAUAACAUAACGCUUGAGUUGAGAGUGACGCGAUUGAAGAACCCAGUUACGCCAUGCAAUAAAAUGUAUCUCGUCAGUCGACAGUUCAUUUCAUUGUUUACUCGUGAAUAUAUUAAGACAAACAACCAACCCAACUUUAAAUUAAUUUAGAUUCUUCGAUUAAACGAGGACACACCAAAAGAACAUUGAGAGCUAGGUCUUGAACCUGUGAACUUCAUGUUGUCAGUUUUUAUGUCAGUGGCAGGAUUCUUUUUUAUUAUUAUUAUUAUUAUUAGUAGGUAUUUAGUAAGUAGAGAUAUGGUCAGUCUGAUGUGAUGGUCACUUUAAAAGCCUAGCUUGUAGCGUUGGUUUUAGCUUUUAGCUUUUGAGAGGUUGUAUUGAUCCAAUAAAACCAGAAGCGGUGUCAUCUUAUAUCCCCUUGUCCAUUUGCUCCCCUCAGUCUGCCUGCUACGCUAUAGUUUAACAUAAAGGUUAUUUCUGCAUUAAAUGUAUUUUGUAAUAAUACAUUCUAAAAAAGCUUAUGGUCAUUUUUUUGUUAUUUUAGCAGCUCCUUUAGCAUCUCUGAGAUAAACUGACUGUCAGCAUCUGUGCACCGGUUGUUGUCAUUCUUUUGUCUGUACAGCAGCCACCGCUUUAAUAAUUCACUGUAGGUCUACAUGGCUGAUAAAUCGUUAAAGAUGGCCUUUUCCUAGCAUUGUAGUCACAUUUUGCAACAGGUGUAAGAUCUUAAAUGCAAUAAUUAAAGCAGACAUAUUACAGAUGCUACAGCAAGAUAAUGUUGAGUGUUGUCGUUCAGUGCUAGCUUUUUCAGGGUUUGAUGUGGAAUAAUUAUUAAUGUACAUUUAUCUGCACAGUGAUAUUUGUUUGUUUUUGCUGCUGGAUUCUUCUGACUCUCACACUCAAAUCAGCUCCCACUGAGACAUUAGCCCAUCGACUCUUAACGUUGUAUUGUAAUGAACCUUGUGUGUUAGCCUCCAAGGCAUGGACAUUCUUUUACACCCCUGAAUAAGUUGGCAGGUCACAAGGACUUUAAAAGUCACGUGAUUCAUUCCAUGCAGUUUCAUCCCAGCUGAGCAGCGUGUCAUGAGGCUGCAGCAGAGAACUGCUGGCUUCUCUGCCUCUUCCACUCAACCUCCAGUCUUAGUUCUUUUAAUGCUGCGGGAGAAUGAGUCUGGUUGCUGAGCAGAGGAAUGAGGAUCUCGACUCCCAGCUCCUUAUGGCUGUAUAUGAUGAGAACAUCCUAAAGAAUCCGUUCUACUUGGCAUUGGAGAAGCAGAGACCAGAUCUGUGCAGCCGAGUGGCCGAAAUCCACGGCAUCGUUCUUGUUCCCUCUUGUGGAAGUCUGACCGUCGACAGCUACUCUGACUCUCAGUUCGACAGCUAUGUCUUACAGCCUGUGGAGAACGGAUACCAGACUGUGGACGGAAAGGAUGUCAGGAUCCAGGACAGGCAGGUCCUGCUUGGAUCUGGCUUCCCAGCUCCAUCAUCGGUGCAGAUCCUCUUUGAAGAAACCUUCUAUAAUGACCAGGAGCAAAGCUACAGCAUUUUGUGCAUCUCCCGGCCUGUAGAGAUAGACACCUGCACGGCCGAGUUCAGCGUGCCGCAGCCUUACUGCCUGAAGAGUGUGGAGGACGUCAAAGAGUUCCUGGGCCGUCAUGCUCUGAAACUGGACAAGUUCAUUCAGAGCUUCUGUCAGAGCUUCAAGGAGCAGGAGAGGAAGGGACUCAGACACCACAUAGACUCUGUGAAUGCUCUUUACACUAGAUGUCUUCAGUGUCUUCUCAGAGACUCCCGUCUGAAACUUCUCACAAAGCAGGAGAUGCAGAUGACUUUACUGAAACAGGCUGUUGAGAUGUAUGUUCAUCAUGGAAUCCAUGAUUUCAUUUUCAAUUUUGUGGGAACACUUGAAGCCAGCCAGGAUGCUGCCUUUAAUAAAACCACCAGAAGUCUGCAGGAGCUGCAGCUAAAAGACCUGGGAGUCAAACCUGAGUUCAGUACAAACUUGUCCAGAGCUAAAAGAGAGCUGAGUCAGCUCAACCAGCAGACGUCGCCGCUCCUCAAACUGCUCUGCCUGCGCAGAGUCACGUUGAUGGCCACGCAGACACCCAGACACACAGUCAAUAUUGAAGCCGUUAGUGCAGACGACCUACUUUCUGUCAUCCUUUACCUGCUGGUGAAGACGGAAAUCCCCAACUGGAUGGCCAACCUGAGCUACAUCAAGAACUUCUGCUUCAGCCACUCCACCAAAGACGAGCUCAGCUACUGUUUGAGCACCUUCGAAGCAGCGGUCGAGUACAUAAAGCUGGGGAAGCUGCAGGACUCGCACUCUGGCUCGGGCGAGCUGAACGACAAGGUGUUGUUCAAGGAGAGGAUGAGGUCGUUGUCUCAGAGCGGUGCCACGCCCAUCCACGUUCUGUUCGAGCACAUAGCCAAUGGAAAUGAGUCGCAGAUAGAACGUCUACUGUCUGAAGGGGAGAUAGAUGAGGACGUCAGGAUGUGCCACCCACUCUGCUCAUGUGACCUGUGUGAUCUGCAGUUGUCCGGGCGACUAAACGACUCAUCCAUCGUCACACCGUUAUCCAGGGAUGAUCGCGGUUACACUCCUCUGCACGUUGCUGCCAUCUGUGGUCAGGCCCAGUUGAUUGAUCUGCUGAUGCGUAAAGGAGCAGCAGUCAAUGCCACAGAUUAUCACGCCCUGACACCACUGCACCUCUCGUGCCAAAAAGGAUAUCAGGGAGUCACGCUGCUGCUGCUCUACUAUAAAGCCAACACAGACGCUCAGGACAACAACGGCAAUACACCACUGCACCUGGCCUGUAUGUAUGGACACGAAGAUUGUGUGAAGGCUCUGGUCUACUGCGACCUCCAGAUUUGCCGCCUGGACAUACAGAACGAUAAAGGAGACACGGCCCUGCACAUGGCCGCCAGGUGGGGCUAUGAGGGAAUCAUCCAGGUGCUGCUGGAGAACGGAGCAAACAUCAACAUCCCCAACAAGAGCAAAGAGUCGCCGCUGCAGUGUGCGCUCAACUCCAAGAUUCUCGCUUUGUUGCAGUCGACUCAGAACGGCCGUCAACGAAGCAGCAGCCAUGCUGACUCUCCUAGUUGUUCUCCUCUAGCCUCGGACUGUAGCAGCCGCCGCUCCUCGAUCUCCAGCACCUCCUCACUGGGCUCAGAGACCAAAGUGGAAGGAGAAAGAGUUCGACACAGAGAGGUGGAGAAGCUGCUCCGUGCCGUGGCAGAUAAUGACAUAGAAAUGGUUCGUUACCUGCUGGAGUGGAUGGAUGAGGAGGAGGAAGACGAAGGUGAACUUCGCCCUGAGGCAUCGCUUUGCCAUCCGCUGUGUCAGUGUCCAAAUUGCGCUCCAACUCAGAAGCUGUCCGUUCCGCCGGCUGGAACUCUCGGUGUCAACAGUUGUAACAUUGAUGGCUUCAUGCCGCUGCACGUUGCUGCCCUGCACGGCCAUGUGGUGCUGGCCACCCAGUUGAUCCGCCAUGGAGCCAACCUCAACGCACGCACCAACCAGAGCGCCACACCGCUUCACCUGGCCAGUCAGAACAGUCACAUCCAGGUGGUGAGGUUCCUGCUGGAGUGCAAUGCCAAACUGAAUAAGAAAGAUCACUAUGGAAACACACCUCUGAUACUUGCCUGUCUCUGUGGAAACCUGGAAACAGUCACCAUCUUACUACAGAGCAAUGCGCUUGUCAACAUGGCCAAUCUGCAGGGAAACACAGCUCUCCAUGAGGCGGUGCGUGGAGGACACCAAGCACUGGUAGAGCUGCUGCUGAAGAGCGGGGCGUCACCAGGUCUCAGGAACAAAAGGCAGCGAACACCACUGGACUGUGCCUACGAGCUGGGCGGCAAGAACACUGAGAUCCUAAGGGCUCUGCAGAAAGCAUCUGGACUCUCUCCUGAUGCUGAACCAAUCAAACUGCUGUCUGUUCCCAAAGGAGCUCUUGCUCAUUCAUUUGUGCAGCGGCUGAGGCUACAGGAUAAUGCUAACAGCAGGAGACAGAAACUGGCUCAGUCCAUCAGCAGGAUCCAGCAGAUGAAAAAAUGUUCCUCCAGUCCUCCUCCCAGGUCUUCACCUCCUCUGAACAAGGCCAGUCCAGAAAGGAGAAGACUCAGGCGAGGGGAGACGUUGGAGGUCAGUUGCCCUUCAGCAGCAAUCGGUGUUGGAACUCUACGAGGAGAGCGCCCCCUGGUGCGCUGUCACACCCUGGACUCUGCAGAACAUCCGUCAAACAGCCUGGAGCCUACGUCGUCUUCUGACCCCAAUGAAUUAAGUGAGAAGGAGAGCGAGCCCAGUGACGACUCACCCACCACCAGAAUGAAUGAUGACCCUAUGUCAGCAGCAGGGGACCAGGCGUCCACCGUCGUCCAGGAUGUACACUCCAUUGACGUGUCCAGCUGCAGCACAGGUAGCGAAACGUCACCUUCUCCACCUUUCAAUGCAUCGUCACACUCUGAUAAUUUUGCGGAAGCUUCUUCCUCUCACGUCCAACUGAACCACUCGUCCUCAAACACAUCCAAUGACCAGAACAUCCAACCUGUGAACGGAACAUUAUCGGAGCCUUCAGACGUUCCUACUCCACCUCAUGUGGAUGCAGAUCCCUCAGACUCAGAAGGUAAAGAUGGAAACUCCAAUUUUACGGUUUCCGCUGACCUCCACUGUUUAGAGACGUCUGGUUCAGAUGGAGUCAAGUAGCUGCUGGUCACAACUACAAACAUUUACACAGAUUUAACCGGGUUUUAAAAUCAUGUUUUCACGUUGGUUUUGUGCCACACUUAGUAUAAAUGUUUGGUGGCUGUGCUCGUAUUUCAACCAGAAUGUCAGGAGCUCGAACACAGACUCCCUCUCCUGGUGUCUGUGACCUGCAGCAUGUACAGGGUUGUGGUAGAAGACUUGCGCCAAAUGUUCAGUUAUUAACUAUCAAGAACUAUUUAGAUACAAAUCAUGGACUAACAAUUACUAGACAGAAGCUCAUUUAUACAACCAUAAAACUGCAGUGUAACAACACAGGUUUUCAACAGCACUGCCCACAGGUCAGUGACACUGACCUGUGUGAACUGGCACUGACUUUUCAACAGUCAUCAGUUAUACUGCACAAAUGUUAGUGUAAUAAGUGGAAGGAAAAAAAUGCACACUUGCUUUUGAUUGGAUCUGAUACACAACACAAUAUUACUAUCAUUUUUACUCAUCAGUCCCAGUGACUGAUGAGUAAAAAUCAGUCACUGAUGCAAUAUGUUUGCAGUGUUGUACAUUUUAAUUUAAUUUUUCUCAAC